Molecule: messenger RNA, 1254 nt
Organism: Cavenderia fasciculata
Lineage: Eukaryota; Evosea; Eumycetozoa; Acytosteliales; Cavenderiaceae
Exons: 2
Coding region: 1-1254 (417 amino acids)
Source: RefSeq, a predicted model, not a curated record
AUGAUAACUUCAACAACGGCAACAACAACAACAACAACAACAACAACAACUUUUAGAUUAUUUAGAAAUGUUAUAAAUAACAAAUAUUUAUGGAGAUUAAUUAUAGGAUGUAUUAAAGAUAUACAUCAACAAAAGUUUACAGAUUACUUUUGUUCAGAUGUUGUUAAAGUUUAUAGUUGGAAUCAACUACUUGUAACACCAAGAGUCUUGUUACAGUACAAUUAUUUCGAUUAUUAUAUCGAGUACAAGGAACGUAAUUUACAAUGUUAUUCAAGUGAUACUGGUGAGUACUGGAGUGCUCGGGAAGUAGUGUUGCUCAAUUUGGAGAGCAAGAUUGAUAGUGUCGGAUUUGUUAGACGUUACUAUCAAAAGUACUGGGACAAUACCUUUAACAGUGGAUGGAAGUUCUUUUUACGAUCUUUGGCACAGUUGCCCAAAGAACCGGCCAAUGCUGGGUCGGUUGGGAGUCGUGACGAUAUCAAGUUACUUGACGAGAUGUUGGAGCGUUUUGGGAAGUCACCCGAGUCGAGGAAACCCGUCGACUUUAUCGAUUAUGCAUGCGAUAUUGAAAAGUAUGAAUACUAUCUCGCCAAAGGCUACAAGAGUACCAAUCCAAUGGAGAGAGCAGCUGCAAGGGGCGACUUGGAGAUGGUCAAGUAUCUGCAUUGUAGACACUCUCCUCCUCUUCAUGGAUACAGCACUCUGUCUUGGUACUUUCCAAUCAGUCAGGGUAACAUUGACAUUGUGCAAUACUACUACCAACAAAACAUUCCAGUUGGAUUCAAUCAUUUCCACAUUGAAGAUUGUUGUUCCAAUGGUCAUUUGGCAAUGCUACAACUACUGUAUCGCAUGUCACCCAAUCAUCCUGGUUGGGAGGGAGGUGAACCAGAGUUGUUGGAUGACGAGCAUCUAUUGUCGUCAGCGUGUCAAAGCGGAAGCUUCACCAUUUUUAAUAAAAUAUGGAGUCUUGGUCGACCGAUGGAUAGAGUCAAAGGUACUCCUUCUAUGAUAUCUAUUGUAGAGGGUGGAAACAUAGAAAUCAUUUCUUUUCUCAAUGACAACCAUCCCUACCCCAGAGACAUUUGUACGUCGAUGGGUAUCUCUCGUGCCAUUCAAAUCGGAACCAUUGAAAUACUCCAAUUCCUCCACUCCCAUUGUCCAUCUGUAUUUAAAGGUGAUUAUAAUACUGAGCUCACCAUUCAAAGUAGACCUAAAUAUAUUAAACAAUUCUUUAUAGAUAAUAAACUUGUUUAA